Molecule: messenger RNA, 1602 nt
Organism: Anoplophora glabripennis (Asian longhorned beetle)
Lineage: Eukaryota; Metazoa; Arthropoda; Insecta; Coleoptera; Cerambycidae
Gene: mRpS2
Product: 28S ribosomal protein S2, mitochondrial
Exons: 2
Coding region: 49-813 (254 amino acids)
Biological process (GO): translation
Cellular component (GO): mitochondrial small ribosomal subunit; ribosome
Molecular function (GO): structural constituent of ribosome
Source: RefSeq, a predicted model, not a curated record
CCCUGGUAAUGACAAUAAGAAUUAACCUAACAAUUUGAUAGAAAUAAAAUGAUAUUUUCUUUAAAAUUUAUUAGAAAAGUUUCAAUAUGUUCCACCACGAAAAUGAAAACUUUUUCAACAGGAUUGCUUCAGUCAGAUAAUCACUUAGUAGAAGCUAACCCAGGUUUUGUACAAAUUUCAAAGCAAGAUGAAGUAUUAAAACAUCCAGAUUACUUCAAUGUACACAAUUUAUUCACUGUAAAAGACUUAUUUGAUGCAAGAGUGCAUUAUGGACAUAAAGAAGGGUCUUUAGAUGAAAGUAUGCUUCCUUACAUUUAUGGAAGUCGUUUAGGUCAUAUUAUUUUUGAUUUAGACAAAACUGCGGCAUAUUUACGACAUGCCCUAAAUAUAGCUGCUCAUAUUGCAUACAGAGACGGAAUAAUCUUAUUCUUUUUGCGUGGAGCACAAAAUUCGCAUCUCGUGGAACAAGCGGCUAAAGAAUGCGGUGAAUACGCACACACAAGAUUUUGGAGAGGAGGUAUAUUUACUAAUGCAAAUAAACAAUUCGGUGCAGUUACAAGGUUGCCUGAUUUAUGCAUAUUUAUGAACACUUUAAAUAAUGUUUUAAUACAACACACCGCUGUACGUGAUUCCGCAAAAAUGUCAAUUUGCACCAUUGGUAUCGUCGACUCCAAUUGUAAUCCGAAUCUUAUUACUUACCCUGUACCUGGAAAUGAUGAUUCACCUGCCGCUAUAGAACUGUAUUGCAAGUUGUUCAAGAAAGCGAUUUUGAGAGGGAAAGAAAAGAGAAAAGAACACCUUCGACAACAGUGAUUUAUUUAUAGACUAGUAUUUAUAAAAAAAUAAAUGUAUAUAAAGUUUAAAAUUUUCUUUUUCCUAAGAAAGUAGUGUAAUUAAUAUUACAUUACUCUAUAUCAAUGAGUUAUUAUAUACAUUAAUUUCAACGUUUUCCCUGAACAACAUAUUUUUCAAUGCAGUAUGUAUUUUGUUAGUGCUACUGUAAUAAGUCAAUAAACAAAAUAAUAAAUAAUAAAGUUACAAUAAUAAUAAUUGUUUUGGUAUUAUUUUUGGUGCAAUAAAUGUACAUAUUAACUAAGGAGGAAAAUAUAAAGAUUGCAUUGUAUUCUUUUGCAGGAAAAAUGUUUUUGGCACAAACUAUGUGGCAAAAAAGUGUAGCACAGUUUUAUGAGCAAUCUGCUAUUAAGAUUAAACCAAAUGUAUCAAAACGAGACAUUUUCUAAAACUGUCUAAAUUUUUAUUCAAAGGUUAUCUAAAUUACAGAGCCUUCAUAAAUGUUUACAAGUUACGUGACUGCCGAGAUUAGACAAACCAACAAUAGACGAUUGGCACUGGCAAAGAAAAUUUCCUAAAUCUUGGGUCAAUAUUAAUGAUUCGUUUCCAUUGAACAAUGACAAAUCAUUACAUCUAAGCUUGAACCAAUGCAAUCGCUGAUUGGUGUAAUUUUCACGAGAUUCUAUUCAACCAAUCAGCAAUCGCAUUAUCUUGAGUGUAGAUGUAACAGUUUGUCAUUCUUCAAUGAAAACGAAUCAUUGAUAUUGGUGACGCCAAGAUUUAGGGAAUUUUUGUUACUAGUACCAAUCG